Babjeviella inositovora NRRL Y-12698 is the source of this 1557-nucleotide messenger RNA. RefSeq names its product DNA-binding E3 ubiquitin-protein ligase. The record is from RefSeq and is a predicted model, not a curated record. The transcript has a single exon. Gene Ontology annotation, biological process: histone catabolic process. Gene Ontology annotation, cellular component: Lid2 complex. Gene Ontology annotation, molecular function: chromatin binding; ubiquitin-protein transferase activity. The annotation marks the transcript as partial. NCBI's taxonomy places the organism in Eukaryota, Fungi, Ascomycota, Pichiomycetes, Serinales.
GCACGCGACUUCCAAUUCCGCAUCAACUGGCUCUACCGGCCGCGCGACAUCCCGCGUGAUUCCGCUGACUCGCGUAUGCUCUACAUCACGAUGCACUCAGACGUGUGUCCGCUCAGCACCUUCCGCGGAAAGGUGGUGGUGCGUCACCGCGACGAGGUGGGCGUGCUCGACGACUACCGCGCACGCCCCAACCACUUUUACUUCAACAAGCUCUUUGACCGCUAUAUGGUGCGCUUCUAUGAGGUGUUGUGCGUGGCGCUCUUGGAGCCGCGACUCACUCCGAACUAUUUUGCUGCGUUGCACAAACGCUUCCCGUACGUUUUUAUGGAGACUACGACUGCCUCUGCCGAAAGCAUUCUCGCAAAGAUGAUGCAUCUGAACUGUGAGGUAUGCCACCAGUGGCUGGGUGCCGCCGAGGAUGACACCAACGCGUUAGUCAGCUGCACGCAGUGCGACAAGCACUUCCACAUGUUGUGCUUGGAUCCGCCAUUGGCACGUAAGCCCAGUAAGGGCUUUGGCUGGUACUGUGUGGGGUGCACCAGAAAGUACCACGAAGAGCAGGAACUGACGGAGACGAGGUCUUUUGAAGAGAGCUUUGUGAAGGAUUCCUCCGAGGAGAGGGCUUCAGAUCCCGAGACGACGAAGGAGGAACAGCCUUCAGCGGUCAUGCCUUACCAGGAAAUGAUUGCGGCUCGGUUCCUCGCGCGCGAUGCGGGCGUUUCGUUUGCGGCGCGCCGUGACUUGGAGGAGUGGCCGUACCACUACCUCGGGCUCCAUGCGAACAUCAUCGACAUCAUCCACCCGGACCACCAGUCUGUGGACAACCCAUAUCCGCGCGCCAAGUCGCGCUUGAGUGUGGCUAAGCACCAGGCAAGCGUGGAGGACUGGGAGGGCCACCACGAGGUGUACUACGACGUGGAGGAUGCCGCGCCCGACAGCAAGAAGAAGAAGGUUGACGCGAAGAAGAAGAAAUCGCCGCUGGCGGAAAAGAAGGGGGACCAAAAGGACACUGAGGCGCACUCAGCGCUCUUCCACCGGUUGGCCGUUCCCGACGAAUAUCGCGACACGGACCCCGCGGACUAUCCCGCGUGGUUGAAACCCAGACCCCACGGGUACGUUGAGCGGGGGGGAGACGUGACGGCCGAGUUGUUAUGGACGUCGCCUGCGGAGUACUGCGCGCCCCGGGGCGAAGGCUUGGCGGACUUUGAGAACCCUCGCGACAGCAUCGAGGAGUACUUGCGUGCGUGUUCGCCUCAUGCCGCGCGGCUAGACGUGCUUGUGACGUCACCCAACUUUAUGGACGCCUGUCUCAAGGCGUAUCUCGACAGCGGAUACCAACGAGGACCUGCGCUCGCAGUGGUAGCGCGGCUCACGCGUGCACGCCUCAAGGAGCCCACAUUCAGUAAGAAAGAGGUGGAGAAGUUCGAGGGGGCCGUUGCAGAGUUCGGCAGCGAGUUGUUUGAUGUACACAGAGCCGUGGGAUCGCAGUCCAUGGGCAUGGUGGUGCGCUUCUACUACAUGUGGAAGAAGUGUCCGAAUGGCCGCCGCAUCUGGGGC